AUGGAUGAUGCCUACAGGGUCCAACAGUUGUUGGCACAAAAUGAAAAUUUAUCUUUCGAUCAAUCUCGAGAGUCCUUGAAGGUUAUUCUACGUACCAUCGAUGAGACUAACGAUCCCUUUCAAUUCGAUUUUGCACAAUUUCUCUUGAAUUGUGACGGUAAGAUUCUUUGCAGAGAGGCUACGCCAGAGACUCACUUUUGGGAAAUAUUUGAAGAAACAAUGUCAGAAUCACCUCCUGAAACAUUAGCGAUAUGUUUAACCAGAAUCUGUACCCUUUCCCUGAGGGAAUCUGGUGUCUACUUGGAAGCCGUUGUCCAUCUCUGCAGGUUUUUAUCAUCAAGUGAAAUCAUAUUACCAAUCCUAUGUGCUAAUUUGUCUACACAAAGAUCAAGUAUUAGGCUGAAUUUUGACAUUUUGGAAUCGAUAGAUGGGGUACUACGUUGUUUGACAUGCCUUUGUGAAAGUGACAAAGUAAACGCUGCCAUCAUUAUUCCAUCAUGCUUCUUUAUGUUUCAUGAUUGUGGAUUUUGGAGCAUUCUAAUUUCUUUGCUACCGAUGGAAGAAUUGCAAUCAGAAAUCUUAGAAGUGAUUUUACCAUUGAGAGAUAAGAUUUCCAAAUUUAUGUCAGCCUUGACUCUAAAAGAAUAUGCUACACCAUUGGAAACAAAGAUGUUCGAAGCUGUGGAAGAUGCUUUAAGCUUAGAUUCAAGCAUGAAAGAAAAAUUUGAAGAAGUAAAUCAAGGUUACAACGAUUUACGCAGUAUCAAACUGAUUAAUGCUUAUCAUUUGGUAGUUUUUUUAAAGAAUUCCAAUCUUUCAUUCAAAAAAACUUUAGGUGAAGAAUUAUUAUUCGUUAACAAUCCGUUUCCUCUUUACAAGGCAUUUUUCAAUAUUUUAGACCAAUUGGACCAAUUUCUAGACUUCAAGACAAAAGAUAUUUUAACUACAUUAUACCACGCCGCUUUCCUUUUGAGUAAAGAUGCCUUUAUCUAUGCGCUUAUGGAUAAGCUACUCAAAAUGUGGGUGGCAUCACAAGGUAAAACAAGAAAAGAUAUGGAUUCACUUCUGGAGACGGUGCCUAUCAUGCUAGAUCAGGUUGAUAAAUCUAUGAAACGCCCUUCCGAUAUUUCCCCACGUGGAUCUGUAAUCAUAGCACUAGAGACUUUAGAAGGUAUUGACUAUGGCAUUGCACGACAAUUACAAUUAGAAAGCAUCAAGGAAAAACAUUACAACAAAUGGUCGAAUUCCAUUGGUGAUUUCGAUGAAUUACUAUCCGAACAAGUUCAUGAUUAUGUUAGGCACCAAAGACUUUUACAGCUUCAAAAGGGAGCUUGGGUUUAUUCAGAGAGCCCAUUAGAUCGUCAUAUUAGAUCUCCUAAGGUCUAUUUCAUGGUUUUAUCCGCCAACCAAAUAAAUUUACUAGUUCGUGAAUUCCCUGCUAAGGCUGAAAUAACACCCCAUGUUGAAGAAAAUCAAAUCUUCAGUAACACAGAGAAAGAUCAUGCAGCUUUUGAAAAGACUGUGGUUAUUCCACUGCACAACAUCGUUGAUUUCGAAGUGAAUGAACUUCAAACAGAUAAUAAAGUUCCAGAUGAUGCACGCUUGGUAAAUGUCAUACGAAAAGAUUUUUACACUGGGGUUAACUUUCUCGAUAAGUAUCGUAGGGUGGUUUUAAAAGUUUAUUUUGACACAAAGGAAGAUACGAUCGUCUGGUUAGAUGGUUUGAAGCUGGUAUCGCCAUUUAAGAUCAAACAGAGCAUCACGGAUGAUACCCAGAAGCAAAUGGAUACACUUGUAAGCAUUAGGAGGAAUGCUCAAAUGUUAAAUUUAGAUAUCAGUGAUGGGAACGAAAUAACAGAUAGUAAUGACGACGAAGAAUAUUACCACGCAGAUACUUUGAAGGACCUAACAUCCUCAUUUUAUUAUGAAUAG
This is a messenger RNA of Zygosaccharomyces rouxii, 1932 nucleotides long. It is a transcript of the gene LMO1, whose product is annotated as Lmo1p. Lineage: Eukaryota; Fungi; Ascomycota; Saccharomycetes; Saccharomycetales; Saccharomycetaceae. The transcript has a single exon. The coding region runs from base 1 to 1932 and encodes 643 amino acids. The record is from RefSeq and is a predicted model, not a curated record.